UUGUCCUAGCUAAUAGUUAACCUAAUCUGUAAGGGAAACACUUCUCUGAUUAUAGCCUGUGGUUUUUCCCUCCCUCCUUUCUUUGCUGGUGGAGUUUAUUCUAGACUUGUCUUUUUUUCUUCAAUUAAGCAGGUUUGCCAAAGCUGAAGAGAUGGCAUCUACAGGCCUGCAGAUUCUUGGGAUGACACUGUCCCUCAUUGGCUGGGUUGGCUGCAUCAUCACAUGUGCCCUGCCAAUGUGGAGAGUCACUGCCUUCAUUGGUCAGAACAUUGUGACAGCACAGGUCAUAUGGGAGGGUCUCUGGAUGAGCUGCAUUGUGCAGAGCACUGGACAGAUGCAAUGCAAGGUCUACGACUCCAUGCUGGCACUGGCUCAGGAUUUGCAGGCAGCUAGGGCUUUGACUGUCAUUGGCAUUCUUGUGGCUGUUAUGGCUAUCCUUAUUGGCAUCGUGGGAGCUAAGUGCACAAACUGUGUGGAGGAAGCAUCCACCAAGGCUCGCAUCACUCUGGUGUCUGGAGUAAUAUUUAUAAUUUCUGGCGUUCUGACCUUCAUUCCAGUCUGCUGGACUGCAAACACUAUAGUUAGAGAUUUCUACAAUCCCCUAGUGACAGAAGCACAGAAGCGUGAACUGGGGGCCUCCCUCUACAUUGGUUGGGCAGGAGCAGGAUUGCUGUUACUGGGGGGUGCCUUACUGUGUUGCACCUGCCCUUCAAAGAGAAAUGAGUAUUCUGCAAGGUACACUGCAGGCCAACCACAAAGUAACUACACCACCAAGAACUAUGUUUAGAUAACUAGCAGCAUGAACUCUGCAAAAGAUGACACUGAUAGUAAUGUUCUUUAUGCUAAACUUUUUUACUUGUAUUUACCUGAAUUUGAGUACUUGUUUUUUUAAGGAUGAAAUAAAGAAUUUCUUUUA
Molecule: messenger RNA, 916 nt
Organism: Protopterus annectens (West African lungfish)
Lineage: Eukaryota; Metazoa; Chordata; Ceratodontiformes; Protopteridae
Product: claudin-6-like
Exons: 2
Coding region: 152-787 (211 amino acids)
Biological process (GO): bicellular tight junction assembly; cell adhesion
Cellular component (GO): bicellular tight junction; plasma membrane
Molecular function (GO): structural molecule activity
Source: RefSeq, a predicted model, not a curated record